CGAAGAUGAAUCUGGACGCGAUGGUCGUGCGCCGGGCGCGAGGAGAGCCGCUGCAGUAUAUCCUCGGAACGCAGCCGUUUGGGUCGCUCGACAUCUUGACUCGGCCGCCGGUCCUCAUUCCGAGGCCAGAGACCGAAUUCUGGACGAUCAAACUGUCCGAGAUCCUCGUCCCUCCAGCAGGCCGCCGCGUCUCGCUAUUGGACCUUUGUACAGGUUCCGGCUGUAUACCGCUCCUUCUUUGCCGCCUCUGGCCGUCUGGAAGCGUUCGUGCGGUCGGGCUGGAUAUCUCCCAUGAAGCCGUGCAGCUUGCAAGUGAUAAUGCACUUGCAGCGGGUAUCCCGGCUGCCUCUGACGCUGCUAACAGCGGCGAGAAUACGUUUACGCCUGUUCUAGGAGACAUCUUUGCUUCCGCAACGUGGACCUCGCCGCUUCUGCAGGCUCCGUUUGACGUUAUCACGUCCAACCCGCCUUAUAUAUCAAGGGAAGAUUACGGUAAAUUAUCCCUCUCGGUCAAGGACUACGAGGAUCCUCGUGCUCUAUUAGGCGACCUUCCGGAUUCAGAGGAGCAGCGCGGCCUGUCCUUCUAUCAUCGCAUUGCGCAACUAAUUUCGGACAAGCGGUUACUCAAGCCGGGUGGGCUCCUCGCCUUCGAAGUGGGAGAAAAGCAGGCAGGCGACGUUCGGAGAAUCGUCCAAGAUAAAGCAGGUAUACGAGAUGCCGAAAUAUGGCGGGACCCAUGGGGAAAAGAGCGUGUGGUAAUAGGCCGCUCAUGAUAAUGACUUGUGUUACUCUUCAAAUUCUGAAUGCUAUUCCAGGCUCACACAAAAAUAUGCUGUCUAUUUAUGCCCCUCUGCUCGAGCGUACGGCGUCCACCGAGUAUCUGAAUAAACCCUAACCCGA
Gloeophyllum trabeum ATCC 11539 is the source of this 900-nucleotide messenger RNA. Its product is annotated as S-adenosyl-L-methionine-dependent methyltransferase. Gene Ontology annotation, biological process: protein methylation. Gene Ontology annotation, cellular component: mitochondrion. The transcript has 3 exons. The record is from RefSeq and is a predicted model, not a curated record. Lineage: Eukaryota; Fungi; Basidiomycota; Agaricomycetes; Gloeophyllales; Gloeophyllaceae. Bases 6 to 773 code for a protein of 255 amino acids. Gene Ontology annotation, molecular function: protein methyltransferase activity.